This is a messenger RNA of Protopterus annectens (West African lungfish), 1452 nucleotides long. RefSeq names its product synaptotagmin-1-like. The transcript has 7 exons. Gene Ontology annotation, cellular component: dense core granule; axon; synaptic vesicle membrane. Bases 436 to 1452 code for a protein of 338 amino acids. Lineage: Eukaryota; Metazoa; Chordata; Ceratodontiformes; Protopteridae. Gene Ontology annotation, biological process: regulation of calcium ion-dependent exocytosis; synaptic vesicle endocytosis; cellular response to calcium ion. The record is from RefSeq and is a predicted model, not a curated record. Gene Ontology annotation, molecular function: phosphatidylserine binding; clathrin binding; calcium ion binding.
GGAAUUUGAAUGCAUUAUUCAUUAGGUUAAAUAGUCUGUGGCAUUGCCUCACGUUUCUUUCUUCAUUGUACAGUGUUUGAUGUGCAUCUGGGCCCAGUUUAGCUAGUAGCAGCUUGAGACAUAAAAUUAGCAUAUUGUUUCUUGGGGAAUGCCCUUGAAUGUGCUUGAGUAGCUGUCUUUCAUAAGACGUGAGCAGCGUUGUUAAAAGACGGAGAAGAAAUUUGUUCCUGGCUCUGUGAGGUAUCCUCUGUGGCUGGAGAUCCUGUUAUAUCUUAAAAAACGCACCAGAAAUGUCAGAAUCAUUGUUCUGUGAUUAAUGAACCACCUACGUUGGACUGAUUUCUGUACAAGGGGAGACGGUGCUGGUUCCUUCUUCCACUCACAGUUUACAGCAUCUAAGUGGGUAUUUUGUUAUCAGUUCCUCCUGGGAUCAGUAUGAAGCUAAAUGAUGGCCGCCGAGAAGCAUUAGCACAGCCUCUAGCAACAACCACAGUCUCCUCCCUGCAGAGCAAUGCAACAGGGACAGCAGGGCCUGCAACGGGCCAUGACGAUGGCUUCUCCAAGAUAAAGGAAAAAUUUCUGAAUUCCCUGAACAAAAUACCCUUGCCACAAUGGGCCAUUAUCGCCAUAGCUAUUGUUGCAAUCAUCUUGGUACUGACUUGCUGCUUCUGUGUCUGCAAGAAAUGUUUGUUCAAGAAGAAGAACAAGAAGAAAGGAAAGGAAAAGGGAGGAAAGAAUGCCAUAAACAUGAAGGAUGUGAAGGAUCUGGGGAGGACAAUGCAAGAUCAGGCCCUUAAGGAUGAUGAUGAUGAUGAUGCAGAGACUGGAUUGACAGACGCUGAAGAGAAGGAAGCACCAAAGGAAGAAGAAAAGUUGGGCAAGCUCCAGUACUCCCUCGAUUAUGAUUUCCAGAACAACCAGCUUAUGGUGGGGAUUAUACAGGCUGCUGAGCUCCCUGCUUUAGAUAUGGGUGGCACAUCCGAUCCCUAUGUGAAAGUUUUCCUGCUGCCUGAUAAGAAGAAGAAAUAUGAGACUAAAGUCCACAGAAAGACCCUUAAUCCUGUCUUCAAUGAACAAUUUACUUUCAAGGUGCCAUACUCUGAACUUGGAGGAAAAACUCUGGUGAUGGCAGUUUAUGAUUUUGACCGAUUUUCCAAACAUGACAUUAUUGGGGAAUUGAAGAUUCCAAUGAACAAAAUUGACUUUAGUCAUGUGACUGAAGAGUGGCGAGACCUGCAGAGUGCUGAGAAAGAAGAGCAAGAGAAACUGGGUGAUAUUUGCUUUUCGCUACGCUAUGUACCCACUGCUGGUAAACUGACUGUUGUCAUUCUUGAGGCAAAGAACCUGAAGAAGAUGGAUGUGGGUGGCUUAUCAGGUAAGGGAUUAAGCACAUCUCAGAAAGGAGCAAUCUCACUUGUCAAGCUUGCAGGUGACACUGCAACCUUUUUGUAA